AGAUUGCUGCUCUCGUUCUAUACUCAUUCAGGCAUUGCGAAUAGCUGUCUGAUUGCUAUAACCGUUGCUAGUUGGUUUGUUUGUGUAUCUAUAAUACACGGUGAGAUCAACUUAGGGACUCAACUCGCUUCUGAACGCUCACGCGUAGUGUUGUAUCGCGUUCGGCGCUGCUGCUUCUUUUUUACACAACACCAUUGGAUGCGCUUCUCUACACGCUCUCUAUAGCUUCCCUUUCUCGCUCAAUCUCCCUCACUACUUUUUUUGCUCCUAGCUGAGCUUCAAGUCUAAAUGCUGUCGUCACUGCUUGCGGAGACGACGAAGGUGCUGGUAAAGCGCGAAGGUGACACAGAUUUUGAGGGAUCUCCUCCUGAUGAUGACGCAGCCGAUCCCUCAAAGCAGGAGCUCUAUUCGUCAUGGGCGCUCUUGAUUUUGAUUCUUCUGCUGAUCGGCUCGCUCUGGACAAGCUAUUACCUCCAAGUUCGCAAAAUCCAGGCAGUGCAUGAGACUGUGGUUUCUAUCUUCUCAGGAAUGAUUAUUGGCCUGAUUAUCCGCACUCUACCGGGUCAUUACAUUCAGGAUGCGGUAUCAUUCAAUUAUACCUACUUCUUCAACAUGCUAUUACCGCCCAUCAUCCUCAACUGUGGUUACGAGCUCCAUCAAGCAAACUUUUUCCGGAAUAUCGGACCAAUUCUGACGUUUGCGUUUGCGGGAACAUUUAUAUCGGCAGUCGUCCUGGGCUGUAUUAUCUACAUCUGGGCAUUCUUGGGUCUCGAAGGUCUGAAGAUUCCGUUUGUCACGGCCCUCGGAUUCGGCGCUACACUUUCCGCUACAGAUCCCGUCACAAUUCUCUCAAUUUUUAACGCAUACAAGGUUGAUCCUAAGCUGUAUACUAUCAUCUUUGGUGAAAGUAUUCUGAACGAUGCUGUUUGUAUCGUUAUGUUUGAAACCACGCAACAAUUCCACGGAGAGUCUGCUACAUUUACAGACUUGUUUCGCGGAGUCGGAAUCUUCCUUGUGACAUUCACUAUCUCGCUGCUGAUCGGCGCUAUCGUUGGAGUCAUGACUGCAUUGAUUUUGAAGCAUUCGCAAAUUCGGCAGUUCCAGUCGCUUGAGACUUGUCUGAUUCUGUUGUUUGCUUAUGCUUCUUAUUUCUUUUCCAACGGAUGCCACAUGUCUGGAAUUGUGUCCUUAUUAUUCUGCGGAAUCACACUGAAGCAUUACGCGUAUUACAACAUGUCGCGACGAACCCAGAUCGCCACCAAAUUCAUUUUCCAGACACUAGCUCAGCUUUCGGAAAAUUUCAUCUUCAUCUACCUGGGUCUUUCGAUGUUUACAGAGGUCAAGCUUGUAUAUAAGCCUAUGCUGAUCAUCGUUACCGCUCUGGGAAUCUGCGUCUCACGCUGGGCGGCUGUAUUCCCUCUCUCAAAGCUACUGAACUUUGUAAACAGAGUGCGGGCGCGCGCAUCGGGACGUCCGGCGCCGGAGGAGCUGACGAAGGAAUAUCAGAUGAUGCUGUUCUGGGCCGGACUACGUGGUGCUGUAGGCGUUGCUCUGGCUGCGGGAUUGGAGGGCGAGGAUGUCAACUCUUUGAGAGCGACGGUGCUAGUUGUUGUCGUCUUGACUGUUAUUGUGUUUGGCGGUACUACUGCACGCAUGCUCGAGAUCUUGGGCAUCCAGACGGGCGUCGAGCCCGAGUCCGAAUCUGACGACGAGCUAGAUGUUGAGCUAGGUCGCAAGGCAGCGUCUAUGCCAUACGCGUUCACCGAGAGAAGAGGCACAGUCCGUCGCGUGUCGGACUCCAAGAGCCGAAGGUCUCCCGAUACGACCACGCCUGCUCAGUUCGGAAACAGCCUGGCUCCUGAGCCGGUCUCACGUUCGCCGCGCGGGUCAAUAGGAGAACGGAGCAACGAUGGCGAGCGCGAGCAUCAUCCGUCGUUUUCAAGGACCACUUCUAUGGAUCCCACCGGUGGAGCGAGCUCGACUAGUAACGGAUCUGUGUUAUCGGGUGCACUGCCUAGCUUGCUUUCCCGCACCGCAGAAGAUCAUGCUCGAUGGUUUCAGGAUUUUGAUGAACACGUUCUGAAACCCGUUUUGCUUGAUGCAUCCUCUGAAGCCUUAACACCGCCAAAAUCGUCCGGCUCUGGAACCCCUACAAAGUAAAGCAGCGGGAGAGGGGACGGGGAUAUUUUGCAUGCAGCGGAAGGAAAUACGGUGGACAUGUACAAUUUUGGGUGCUGUCUUUUUUUGGUUUAUUUAUUCGAGUCCUUCUUGUGUUUGAGAUUACGGCAAGUAAGAUCAAGAGGACUACUUAGAACUAGAUGGUAAACGGGCGAGCAAAUGUACUUAGCAUCCGGGAGAUAUGGCUUGUCCGGCUUUUUUUUUUUUGUUUUUUAAUAUUAUUGUAUUCUUUUAGUACGAUUACUUGCUUUUU
Messenger RNA from Myxozyma melibiosi, 2431 nucleotides. Its product is annotated as Sodium/hydrogen exchanger family-domain-containing protein. The record is from RefSeq and is a predicted model, not a curated record. Gene Ontology annotation, biological process: potassium ion transmembrane transport; sodium ion transport; vacuolar acidification. NCBI's taxonomy places the organism in Eukaryota, Fungi, Ascomycota, Lipomycetes, Lipomycetales, Lipomycetaceae. Gene Ontology annotation, molecular function: potassium:proton antiporter activity; sodium:proton antiporter activity. The transcript has 8 exons. The coding region runs from base 289 to 2160 and encodes 623 amino acids. Gene Ontology annotation, cellular component: early endosome; fungal-type vacuole membrane; late endosome.